GUAAGAGGGAUGCUUUCUCUGGUUUUUACAGGUGCGAAUGAGACUUUGUUGCCUCGUUAUGUAAUAAUUGAUCAAGGGAUAUUAGCUGAAAGUGGUGGGAUGAUAGCAAGAAGAACAGGGGAAUUGCGUGGCAUGCCCCGGAAAAUAUAUGUGACACCUAUGGUAUGUGUGGAGAAUUUGGAAACUGCAACCCGCAGACUAAACCUAUGUGCAGCUGCUUAAAAGGGUUUGUGCCAAAGAACGCGGAGGAAUGGAGGAGAGGAAACUGGACAAGUGGGUGUGUGAGAAGAAAGAAGCUGCAAUGUGGGGUUCAAGGGGGAAAACAAGAUGGGUUUUUGAGGUUAAAGAUGAUGAAAGUGCCAGUUAAUGCUGAUAUUGCUGAAUGGUUUGUGGGUCUGAAUCCUGAUCAGUGCAGAACAACCUGCCUGGCAAACUGCUCUUGUUUGGCUUAUACACAUGAUACUGGAACUGGAUGUAUGAGAUGGAGCGAGAACUUGAUUGACAUAGAGGACCUUUCACCUGGAGGGGUGGACCUAUUCAUUCGGCUUGAACAAUCAGAGCUAAGUACUAGUAAGAGAUAUGACUUUAGGAACAGCAGUGAUUGCCACUAUCAUAUACUUCCUGUUCAAAUGGAGAGCUCGGAAAAAGGGUAAACACACAUCGGAUAGAAAUAGAAAAUCUAAAUCAAUACCAGAGAAAAAAGCUGGGAAAGCAACAGAUUCAUAUCUAUUCAAAGACAAAACCCAAGUAAUGAUUGAAGACUUAAAAGUCUCAAAACUUGAAGAUCUGAUAAUAGCAACAGACGGCUUUAGUGAGAGUAACUUGCUCGGGAAGGGUGGUUUUGGCCAAGGUAAGAAUGAGUUCAAUUCAAACAUGAUCUUAC
Chenopodium quinoa (quinoa) is the source of this 883-nucleotide messenger RNA. RefSeq names its product G-type lectin S-receptor-like serine/threonine-protein kinase At1g11330. Gene Ontology annotation, biological process: recognition of pollen. The coding region runs from base 165 to 653 and encodes 162 amino acids. The transcript has 2 exons. NCBI's taxonomy places the organism in Eukaryota, Viridiplantae, Streptophyta, Magnoliopsida, Caryophyllales, Amaranthaceae. The record is from RefSeq and is a predicted model, not a curated record.